Molecule: messenger RNA, 2744 nt
Organism: Stegastes partitus (bicolor damselfish)
Lineage: Eukaryota; Metazoa; Chordata; Actinopteri; Pomacentridae
Gene: rhoub
Product: ras homolog family member Ub
Exons: 3
Coding region: 205-936 (243 amino acids)
Biological process (GO): small GTPase-mediated signal transduction
Molecular function (GO): GTP binding; GTPase activity
Source: RefSeq, a predicted model, not a curated record
CGUAAACUGCAGAGUGCGGAGUUGUAGUCGGGAUGGUAAUCUGCCACACUGGAUUUGAAAGCGCGCAGGACCAGAGGACAGGUUUUACGCACGACUCCCGGCCGCGAUCAAAAGCGUUUGGCGUAGCAGAGAAGGAAACCUGUUCUCAUGGUGGGUGCUUCAUCUCUCUGUCGAGGAGACCGCGGUGAAGUGCUGGCUUUUUGAAUGUCACCUCCAGUAACCAUGGAUUACGGUCGGACCAUGGCCCCUCCGGUGCCGCCGCAUAAACCCAAAGCUGCCCGGCCGGGGCAGGCGCAGGAGCGGCUAUUGAAGUGCGUCCUGCUCGGCGACGGAGCGGUGGGCAAAACCAGUCUGGUGGUCAGCUACACAACGAAUGGCUAUCCAACUAAAUACGUCCCUACUGCAUUUGAUGACUUCUCGGCUGUGGUUCAGGUGGAUGGAAGCCCGGUCAGACUGCAGUUGUGUGACACGGCAGGACAGGAUGAGUUUGACAAACUCCGCCACUUCUGCUAUAGUCGGACCGACGCCUUGCUGCUCUGCUUCAGUGUGGUCAGCCCGGCCUCCUUCCAAAACGUCUGGGAGAAGUGGGUACCCGAGAUCCGCCGCCGCUGCCCCCUGACGCCCAUCCUCCUCGUGGGCACCCAGUGCGACCUGCGGCAGGACGUCAAAGUGCUGAUCGAGCUGGCGAGGCGGAGGGAGAGGCCGGUGCUGGAGGAAGACGCCAGAGCGCUGGCGGAGAAAAUUGGGGCAGUGACGUACGUCGAGUGCUCGGCGCUGACGCAAAAGAAUCUGAAGGAGGUGUUUGACGCAGCCAUCUCCGUGGGGCUACGGCACUCUGACAGGAGGGCACGGCGGGAGAGGAAGGUCCGCAGCACGGCUGAUAAGAUGAAGAUGCUGUCAAAGUCGUGGUGGAAGAAGUACGUGUGCGUCCAGUAAGCGAGCAAGGAUGUUAUCUCUCUUUGACUGAUGUGAAACUGGAACUGCUGAUUUAUUUGGAGGGACGGAGUUGGAUGUAAGGACUUGUUUUUACGUUCACGCGGAUGACCCCAGGCGAGCUGACCUGAAUGACUUUACUUCAGUGGAGCAACAGUUCAACAGAAGCAGAGUGUGCCUGCCUGAGCUGUGUGGUGUUUGUGGGUUUGGGAUGGUUUCACUUUGACCAGAAAAGACCCUUUGUUGACGCCUAAGAGACAGAGAGCACAAGGCUGUAACCACUGUCUGCUUCUCAGAGCCAAUCUCUUGAAUAUGACUGUGACCAGCAUGCAACCAAAAAUUAUGGAGCAAAUAAAACGAUUAUGGCACAUGGACUGCAUAUCAUAAAGGAAAUGUGAGCUGACACGGAGGGUGAAGAGUUGAGAGGGUGAUGUUAAGUACUAAAAGUAUACUUCUCCUUUUUUUUUUUUUGUCAAAUUUGGUUCCCGUCUUUAGCAAAGCAUUCUAUUUUUAUGUGUUAUACACUGUAAUCCAGACCCCACGAUUUGCAAUAGAUCUAGCUUUAAUUUUUACUGAUUUCAAAACAUGAAGUUAAUAUGCAAACUGCUCAGCUUAAAACCCCAAAUUAAGAUUGCAAUUAUUGUACUGUUAAAUCCAGUCCUGCACCUUGUUUUCUAAAUCAGAAGCAUCUACGAGUCAAAUGGCAAUUUAAGAAUAUAAUCUGUAGAUUAAUGGAUUUCUCUUAACUCAUUUUAUUUUAUUUUUUUUUUGGAUUACAAUCAAAUGUAUAUGAGUAUAAUUUUUUUUAUGAAAUCACUGACAUCUGGAGGAUGUGAAUGGCUGCUUUGAACAGUGUAUGUACUAUGAACUGCCAUAGUCGUGUCUGUGCCACAUUGUAAAGCGUUGAUACAGCUGUCACACUGUUACUCGACCGGAUAGAGAUCUAUUAGCUCCUCACUGCUACAUACAACUACAGUAAAGUGAUGCCACAUAGCAUUCAUAGAACCAGCUUAUGGUGGAUAGGACGUCUGCUGUAGUUUCAACUUUGCCUGAAAAGCUUUUAUUUGAAAUGUUAAAGCCAACUUUUUGUGACUGGUACAAUAUUGCAGCAAUACAUAGGUGGUGCCACUGUACAUUGCACUUAUCAAACACAGUCCAAACACAUCACUUAAGUCCAGCCAUGCAAUGGCCUUUGGACCAGUGUUGGAGUGGAAACUUUAAUCCUCCUUUAAAAACUGGGUGUCAGAGCAGGUAAAGGCUUCUCCCUCCCUGCACUACACCACCAGUUCGGAUGAUCACAGGGUCUUUUAUUCUAGUCAGGGCCUUAAACAGAUAAUUAUCCGACUUUCUCGGUCAGUAUAUCGGAGCUCUCCUCUAUUUUAAAAUAUACAGUAAAUGAGGUGAAAUCACCAAAGAGACUGAUUCUGUGUUUGCUUCUUAUUUUUCAGAAGCCUGUCAUUCAGCUCUGUCUAUUUAUCUGUUCCUUCUGGGCCAAUAACUGAUCAAAGAGCAAUGCAGAGCAGAUGUAUGAAAUAUCGUGUGUCAUUAUGUAUGUUACAUAGUUACCAUUUAUGAUGUUUGUAAUGUCAUCGGGAUAAGCCUGUGUGUGCAUAUAUAUACAUAUAUAUAUUUAUACACACACACAUACAUAUAUAUAUAUAUAUAUAUAGUGACUCAGUCAUCGACUGUGCUGUCCAACACUAAAUGGUACUUAACAGUAUGAGUGUCUCAGUUUGUGUCUGACUCUGGCAUGAGAGAAGUUUGUUGAGCUGUAUGAAUGGAACAAAAUAAAAUGUGAAAUAUUUAAACCA